Messenger RNA from Melospiza melodia melodia, 2748 nucleotides. Its product is annotated as nck-associated protein 1-like. Gene Ontology annotation, cellular component: SCAR complex. Gene Ontology annotation, biological process: cell migration; cell morphogenesis; cortical actin cytoskeleton organization. The record is from RefSeq and is a predicted model, not a curated record. NCBI's taxonomy places the organism in Eukaryota, Metazoa, Chordata, Aves, Passeriformes, Passerellidae.
AUGGGGGACACCGGGGGGCGGUGCCAGCUCCAGGUGCCCCUCGCCAGGUACGGGAAGCGCGUGGCCGACGUCAAGGAGUGCCGGGAGCACGCGGCGGCGCACAGCCCCCCAAAUUCCCCCUGUGCCCCCCAGCCGGCGCUGCACCGGGGCCGCCGCUCGUUCCUGCGCGGGGCCGUGCGGGAGCUGGCGGCGCUGCUGGAGGAUCAGCCCGGCCUGCUCGGACCCAAGGCCCUGCUGGUGUUCGUGGCGCUGUCGCUGUGUCGCGACGAGGUGAGCUGGCUGUCGCGACAUGCCGAGCACGUGACCAAGAGCAAGAACCCCGAGGACUUCAGCGACAGCCGCCUGGCGGAGCUGCUCUUCGCGCUGGAGCAGCUGCGGGCCCUGGUGCGGCGGCACCUGCGGCUCCUGCGCCGCUACCACCGGCACUACCUGGCCCGCUUCGACGCCCUCGUGCUCAGCGACGUCAUCCAGAACCUCUCGGUGUGCCCCGAGGAGGAGUCGGUGAUCCUCUCGUCCUUCGUCAGCUCCCUCUCGGCUCUGGCUGCCAAGGAAGUGGAUGAGCAGGAGCAGUUCGACUUCACCGCGCUGCGCCUGGACUGGUUCCGGCUCCAGGCCUACACGAGCGUGGCCAAGGCCGCGCUGCCGCUGAGCUCCAACGCUGACGUUGGCCGUGCCAUGAGCCUGGUGGUGUUCCACACGCGCCUGCUGGACCGGCCCGAGGAGCUGCUGGACGAGACCUCCGACCUGUCCCACCUCUGUUUCUACCCCCGUCCCCUGGAGCGGAUGUUCGCGCAGACGCUGGAACGAGCCGUCCAUGCUGCGUUUCGCCAUCGCCUUCCCCUGCUCUGCGCCCACUUCUCGCGCUGCCAGCACCCCAUGUGCCCCGAGGAGUACCCCCAGCUGGAUGCGGCGGCGCUGGGGCUGUGCCACAAGUUCCUGGAGGAGCUGGCGCGGGUGGGCAGCGGCUGCGUCCUGGACGCCUGCGCCGAGCAGCACAACCUGAGCCAGCAGCUCCUCCCCAAGCACUGUGCAGCCACCAUCAGCAGAGCCCGCGUCAAGAAAACCCCGAAGCAGCCGCCCCGCAAGGGGGACCCCCAAAGGGACAAACCGGGGACAGAGAGCCACCGGCGGGACCGGACCCUGACCACCAACAUGGACAAGCUGCACCUGACCCUGGCCGAGCUGUCCCUGAGCCUCAACCACGUCCCCAACUUCACCGUCUUUGGGCACACGGUGACACCGGCCGAGUACCUGAGCAGCCACCUGGAGGCGCGCCUGACCAAGGCCAUCGUGGCCAUGGCCGGGUACAGCCAGGCCUCGCAGGAGGUGGCGCGGCCCUCGGAGGUGCUGGCGGGGCUGGGCGCCUACAUGGGGCUGGUGCAGCGCCUGGGACACCUGGUGGCCCUGGACACGGCGCGGCUGCUGCGGACGGUGCUGCUGCAGCAGAGCCACCCCGCGACGGCAGCGGGCAGCGGGCAGCCCACGCUGACCGCCAUCUACACCGACUGGUACCUGGAGGCGCUGCUGCGCCAGGCCAGCACCGGGGCCGUGCUCCUGUCCCCGGCCCUCCAGGCCUUCACCACGGUGCCCCGCGAGGAGCAGCCCCCGUUCAGCGCCGCCGAGUUCUCCGACGUCUCAGAGAUGCGGGCGCUGGCCGAGCUCAUCGGGCCCUACGGGAUGAGGUUCCUGAGCGAGAACCUGAUGUGGCACGUGGGGUCCCAGGUGGCAGAGCUGAAGAAGCUGGUGGUGGAGAACAUGGACACGCUGGUGCAGCUGCGCUGCUGCCGGGCCGAGCAGAGGCCGGCGCUGCUGCCCCGCCUGAGCUCGGCCGAGAACGUCCUGAAGCGCAUGACCAUCAUCGGGGAGAUCCUGAGCUUCCGCGCCAUGGCCCAGCAGGGCCUGCGGGAGGUGUUCUCCCAGCACUGCCCGUUCCUGAUGGGCCCCAUCGAGUGCCUGGCGGACGUGGUGACCCCGGACACCGACAUCCAGGUCACCCUGAGCAUCUUCGAGCUGGCCUCGGCCGCGGGGGUCCCGUGCGAGGUGGACCCGGCGCUGGUCACGGCCCUGGCGGGGCACAGGACAGAGGCCGUGUCCCCCGAGGAGGAUUACAAGGUGUCCUGCCUGCUCCUGGUGUUCGUGGCCGUGUCCCUGCCCCUGCUGGCCGCUGACCCCGCGUCCCUCUACAACCCCGAGCUGGACGGCCACAACAACAACGUGCACUGCCUGGCCAAGGCAAUCGUGCAGCUCUCGGCCGCGCUCUUCACCGUGCACGGCAAGAACAUCGAGACGCACCUCAAGGAGUUCCUGCUGCUGGCCUCCAGCAGCCUCCUGCAGCUGGCCCAGGAGCCGGACAAGGCGCGGCUGCGGAACCAGGACUCGAUCGUGCUGCUGCUGCACCUGAUCGUGGCCGAGUCGUCCUUCCUGACGCUGGACAUGCUGGAGAGCUGCUUCCCGUACGUGCUGCUGCGCAACGCCUUCCGCCAGGUGUGCCGGGAGCCCCCCGGCCGGGCCCCCAGCACUGACCGGGACCCCCGGGACCCCCGGCCGGAGCCCCCAGCACUGAGCAGGACCCCUGUCCGAGCAGCAUCGGGACCCCCCUCGUUCCACCCCCGAGAUCCCCGCCCGAUCCUCAUGCCCCAAAUGGAGGUGCGGAACGACCCCGGAGCGACCCCCCCCGCGCCCCCCCCGCGCUCCCCAGGGGCUCGGCCGCCCCCUCCCCGCUCCCGGCACGGCUUUAAUUCCCUUUAA